This is a messenger RNA of Knipowitschia caucasica, 2283 nucleotides long. NCBI's taxonomy places the organism in Eukaryota, Metazoa, Chordata, Actinopteri, Gobiiformes, Gobiidae. The record is from the annotation of a GenBank genome assembly.
AUGUUUCCCCCCAGAGUCUGUGAUGGAGGCUCAGGUGUUUUUUCGUGGCAGGGGUGGCCUGCCAGGCAGGGCAUGCUGAUGGACCAGGACACUCAGUGGCUGUACCAGCUCCUGGCAGAAGUGCAGCUGGAGAAGUUCUACCUCCGAGUCCGGGAUGGUCUCAACAUCACUCGCAUUGAGCAUUUUGCAUACGUGAAGGAGGGAGACCUGGAGCAUAUCGGCAUCAGCAAACCUGCACAAAGAAGAUUAUGGGAUGUUCUAAAACGCCAUAAAAGUUCACGGCCUCGGAUGAAGGUGUUCGGGGGUCGUGAAGGGGAGCGGUCUCCAGCUCCAAACCAGGAGGUGUCCAGCACCCGCAUGCUGCCCUCUCUGAUCCAGGACACUGAGCUGGUCCUGGCGGAAAAAUUGGGCUCAGGAUCCUUCGGAGUGGUGCGGCGGGGCGAGUGGCACACGCCAAGCGGGAGAGUGUUGGUGGUAGCUGUCAAAUCCCUUAAAAACACCCGAUCGGCACAUGCGGACACCCUUUCAGACUUCCUCCAAGAAGUAUCCACUAUGCAGUCACUAGACCACCCCAACAUCAUCCGCCUGUAUGGAGUGGUGGUCACACAGCCGUUAAAGAUGGUAACUGAACUUGCUGCUUUGGGUUCGCUCUACGACACCUUGCGCUCCCGUCAGUAUGAAUACCCCCUUCUGCGAUUUUGGCUGUUUGCGACGCAGAUUGCAUCCGGUAUGGAGUAUCUAGAAAGCCGGAGAUACAUCCACAGGGACCUAGCAGCAAGAAAUGUGUUACUUUCGUCCAGAGAAAUGGUUAAAAUCGGGGACUUUGGCCUGAUGAGAGGACUGAACCAGGAGACGGACCAUUACGUGAUGUCGGCGCACAGACGCAUCCCGUUUGCAUGGUGCGCUCCAGAGAGUUUGCGUGUGGGUUCGUUCUCCCACUCGUCCGACGUGUGGAUGUUUGGAGUGACUUUGUGGGAGAUGUUCACAUACUGUGAGGAGCCCUGGUUCGGCCUGUCGGGCAGACAGAUUUUGUGGCGUGUGGAACGAGAGGGGGAGAGGUUAGAAAAGCCAGCCGACUGUCCUCAAGAGAUGUACGUUGUUAUGAGAAAGUGCUGGGCCAUCACUCCCGCAGACAGACCCAAUUUCUCAAAGCUCUGCACAUUAGUAGCAGAGGCUAAACCCAUGGAGGCACAAGCAGUAAGGGAGUUUGCUGAACCAAGAAAACUUGAACUUUUGCCAAAUGACAUGGUAACAGUGAUUGAUCAUGGUCUGGAUAUGAAUGAAUGGAGAGGUCAGAACCAGCGGUCACUGAGUGUCGGCUGGUUUCCCUCCAUUCUCAUCAUGCCGCCAGCUCCACCUGCAGCCGCCCCCACCCCCUCCCCAGUCCCAGGCACCGCCUUUAUCUCACCUCCAGUGAAAGGUAGUCUGCAGCAUACGGGGCAUGGAGACAUCAAAGUAGAGCAGUGCUGGGGCUCCCCAGAGGCUGCAGACAACAGUAUCUGGAGAUCUGGGCCAGGAAGGGAAAAAGAAGGCUCCAAUUUGCAGAAAAUGGCAGGAAUGUCCCUCAGUCUGGAGUCUGUUCUCGGCGGGAGUCGUCCCAGAGCUCACACUGUGGGCGUGAUGCGAGUGGAUCAACACGGGAAACUCAUGCCUCCUGUGAUGGUGGCGAACAGCGUGGUGACCCCCCAGGACCCACGCAGGUUCAGUGAGGCCAGCAUUGUCCCACCGCCCCGGCCCCCUCCACCGAACCUCAAGCGGCUGAACAUGAAGCCCCAGAGAAGACCCCCUAUCCAGCAGGCCCCACCGGGAACAUCAUGGCCUCCUCCAGGCCUCAUUUCGCCCCCAGCGCAGCAGCCCCCUCCCCAGUCUGUGACGGGGGGAAACUUGAUGAAGAUGGCCCAAAUGGCUCGCUCCACUCCUCAGCUGGAUGAGCCCGACAGCAAAGAGAGGGAAAGACCCCGGGAAAAGGCAACGAACUUAUACAGCACCAAGGACUCGCUCAUCUCACAGGUGAUGGAUGCGGUUCAUGGUGUGACCACAGAAGAAGUGCACAACGCUCUGCAGAAUUGUGACUGGAACCCUGUUAGAGCCGGCCAGCGACUAAAGUUGGAGCAGCUGUACUCGCUCAGCCUGUGCUCCAAAGAGGACUGUGUGAGGAUUCUGUCCAAAUACCAGUGGAACCUGGAGAUGGCCAGUCGAUACCUGAUCCGAUGGUCCCGGGACGACCGGUCAGGCCCCUGCGAGCGCGACCGGCCUCAGAUCAGUGCAGAGAGACGAAUGUGA